CAGAACUAAUAUUUACUACAAUCAGAGACUGAAAUGGUAUGACUAGAGCUUUAAAUAAUUUAGCUCUGACAGCUUCAUCAUUUUCUGAGAACUUGGAACGGAAUUUGAACUCCGCUCUGCGCUAUCCUAGGUUAUAAUGCCAUCCUUGCCUAAUGAGGGAGAUAACCGUGGAAGUGCUCCUCUGACUUUGAGUUCAGAACUACCCUAUCAAAGCACAAUUAAAAGAAAAGUCAGAAAGAAGAAGAAUGGAGUCAUCACUGCAAAUGUUGCUGGCACAAAAUAUGAAAUUGUACGUGUAGUAAUACGAGAAAUGGGUUUUGUGAAAACACGUGAUGAAGAUGAAACAGCUAAUCUUAUAUGGAGUGAUUCUGCUGUGCAACAAGAAAAGAUUGCUGAACUUCGGAACUAUCAGAGAAUCAACCAUUUUCCAGGAAUGGGAGAGAUCUGCAGAAAGGAUUUUCUGGCAAGAAACAUGACUAAAAUGAUCAAGAGUCAGCCUCAGGAGUAUAGUUUUAUUCCUCGAACAUGGAUCUUCCCUGCAGAAUACACACAGUUUCAGAACUAUGUAAAAGAACUGAAGAAGAAACGUAGACAGAAAACUUUCAUAGUCAAACCAGCUAACGGUGCAAUGGGACAUGGGAUCUCUUUAAUAAGAAAUGGAGAAAAGUUACAGGCUCAGGAUCACUUGAUUGUUCAGGAAUAUCUUGACAAACCAUUUCUUAUGGAAGGCUACAAGUUUGAUUUACGUGUGUAUAUUCUUGUAACCUCCUGUGAUCCAUUAAAAGUAUUUUUAUAUCAUGAUGGACUGGUGAGAAUGGGCACGGAAAAGUAUCAUCCCCCCAGUGACUCAAAUUUG
Cariama cristata (Red-legged seriema) is the source of this 856-nucleotide messenger RNA. Its product is annotated as tubulin polyglutamylase TTLL7-like. Gene Ontology annotation, molecular function: tubulin-glutamic acid ligase activity; tubulin binding. Gene Ontology annotation, biological process: protein polyglutamylation; microtubule cytoskeleton organization. The annotation marks the transcript as partial. Lineage: Eukaryota; Metazoa; Chordata; Aves; Cariamiformes; Cariamidae. The transcript has 6 exons. The record is from RefSeq and is a predicted model, not a curated record. Gene Ontology annotation, cellular component: cilium.